Prunus armeniaca (apricot) is the source of this 489-nucleotide messenger RNA. NCBI's taxonomy places the organism in Eukaryota, Viridiplantae, Streptophyta, Magnoliopsida, Rosales, Rosaceae. The record is from the annotation of a GenBank genome assembly.
AUGAAGAAGUCCAAGACUGAAGCCAUCUAUGGAUGCAUUCGUGACUCUAAGAAUGCUAAGGAGUACUUGGAUGCAGUGAGUCAAAAAUUCAAGGAAUUGGAGAAAGUUGAAACUGGGAAUUUGGUAACUAGAAAACUAAAGGCCCUUGACAUUCCCAUAGCCAAUCCUUUUCUGAUUCACCUUGUUUUGAACUCCCUUCCAUCACCAUAUGGUUACCUCAAGGUGAUUUAUAAUGCUCAAAAGGAUAAGUGGGAUCUCAAUGAGCUAAUCUUAGUUUGUGUUCAAGAGGAGGCUCAAAUCAAGAAGGUAAAUGAGGCUAAUAUUGUACACCUUACCACAAAUUCCCCCAAACUACAUCACUCUAAGCCAAGCUCAUGUACUUUUGCCAACAAAGAUAACUCCAAGGCAAAUCCUCCUCCUAAAAAGUCUAUCAGUUUAAAUGCAAAUACCAUCUUAAGUGUUACUUUUGUGACAAGACAUGCCACUUAA